GGUUGUGCAUCCAUCAAGUAUCAACCAAAAACAAAUGACAACACUCACUCUGCAUCUCUCUCGCCUUACUCGCUGCCGCCGUCACCACCACCACCACCACCACCACCACCACCAUCUCACUCUCUUUGCCCCUUUCCUUUCUCACUCCUCUCUCAUUUUCUCCAACUCCAAACCCAAAUUUGAUGCUCUCUCCCUGUCGUACCCCCGUAAUUUCCGAUCAACCACUCGUUUAUUCCGCCGCCGCUUCUCUGUUUCCUCCGCUUCAACAGCCUCGCAAGAUGAAAGAUACGAUGUGAUUGUGGUGGGAGGAGGACACGCCGGUUGUGAAGCUGCUCUUGCUUCUGCUCGUUUAGGCGCUAACACUCUUCUUCUUACCCUUAAUAUUGAUAGAAUUGCUUGGCAGCCUUGCAACCCAGCAGUUGGGGGACCUGCAAAAUCACAAUUAGUUCACGAGGUGGAUGCACUUGGAGGUGAAAUUGGGAAAAUUGCAGAUAGGUGCUACUUACAAAAGCGUGUGUUGAACAUCUCAAGAGGCCCCGCAGUUCGAGCUUUGCGUGCACAAACUGACAAAAGGGAAUAUGCUAUGCAAAUGAAAAAAAUAGUGGAAAGCACUCCAAAUCUUUCUAUCAGAGAGGCAAUGGUAACAAAUAUUUUACUUGGAAAGAAUGACAAUGUGGAAGGUGUUCACACUUUUUUUGGGAUGAAUUUUUAUGCUUCUUCGGUUAUUCUCACUACUGGAACUUUUAUGAGUGGUAAAAUUUGGGUUGGUAGAACUUCGAUGCAUGCAGGAAGAGCUGGCGAGUCAGCUUCAGAAGGACUCACAGAAAACUUGCAAUGCCUUGGAUUUGAAACUGAUAGGUUAAAAACUGGAACUCCAGCUCGUGUGGACAGUCGUACGGUUGAUUAUUCUGGAUUGGAACCUCAGCAUGGGGAUGAAGAGGUUAGCUGGUUUAGUUUUGAUCCUGAUGUACAUAUUGAAAGAGAACAAAUGUGUUGCUAUCUGACACGUACUACAAAAACCACCCAUCAGCUUAUAAAGGAUAAUUUGCAUGAAACUCCAACUUAUGGAGGAUGGGUUGAAGCUAAGGGACCCAGGUACUGCCCUUCUAUUGAGGACAAGAUUGUGAGGUUUCAAGAUAAAGAAUCACAUCAAAUUUUUCUUGAACCAGAAGGUCGGAAUGUGCCGGAGCUCUAUGUGCAGGGAUUCUCGACUGGUUUACCUGAGAGAUUACAGUUACCGCUCUUGAGAACUUUGCCCGGACUUGAAAAUUGUUCUAUGCUAAGGCCUGCUUAUGCCGUGGAAUAUGAUUUCCUGCCUGCACAUCAAUGCUCUAGGUCUCUUAUGACAAAGAAGGUUGAGGGGCUUUUCUUUUCUGGUCAAAUAAAUGGAACAACAGGUUAUGAAGAGGCUGCAGCACAGGGAAUUCUUUCUGGUAUUAAUGCUGCAAGACAUUCAGAUGGUAAGCCCCUCAUUGUACUCGAGAGGGAAAGCAGUUAUAUAGGCACGUUACUUGAUGAUCUGGUCACCAAGGAUCUUCGAGAACCAUACCGUAUGUUAACAAGCCGCUCUGAGCACCGAUUACUUCUCCGAUCUGAUAAUGCUGAUAGUCGUCUCACACCAUUGGGGCAUGAAAUAGGUUUGAUAAAUGACAGACGGUGGAAAUUAUAUCAAGAUAAACAAGCUCGAAUUUCUGAGGAGAAACAGCGUUUAAAAUCUGUCAGGUUUUCAGGAGGAGAUUUGGCUGCUGAUGUUACUCGUUUGUCUGGACAGCCUGUGAAGGACUUUUCAACACUGGAGAGUGUUUUAAAGAAACCACACAUCCAGUAUAAAGUUCUCGAUAAGCAUGGUUUUGGUAAUGAGCUCUUAAAUAGAGAGGAGAAAGCAUGUGUUGAGAUCGAUGUUAAGUAUGAAGGCUUCAUUGUACGUCAGAAGAUCCAACUUCAACAGAUGGCCCAUCAACAAAAUAGACCACUUCCAAAGGACUUGGAUUACAAUGCAAUGACAACUUUAUCCCUUGAAUCACGUGAGAAACUAUCCAAGGUCAGGCCACAAACUAUUGGUCAAGCAAGCAGAGUGGGUGGGGUUAGCCCUGCCGACAUUACUGCGCUUCUAAUAAUCCUUGAAGCCACCAGGAGGAAAGCACAGGAACAGAAGAGGCAGAAAAUAUUGCAUUCUGUUGCGACAGACGCCAAUCCUGAAUGCAAUGCAGCUUUGACAGAGACAAUCAGCUCUUGAGAUUGUGCUCGUUCUGCUAUCGGUUAAAUUCUGUGGGUUUCACUGUCCUCUUCAGAGUAGUCGAGACAAGAAGAGGACAUGUAUUGAAGAUGGUUAAUUGGUGAAGGUUCUUGAACGGUCAAUCGACCCCCACUUUGUGCUCGUGUGAACAAAAUAUUUUAAGGUCAGUACUCAGUUCAGAAGCCUAACCUGAAGAGAAUAGUCAAAACCAAACAAUUUCUUGGCAACUCUAUAUAACUAGCUUUUCCUGUUACUUUAAUCAUUAGAGCAGUCAACAUUGGCAGGUACUCACAUUUCUUGUAAUUAUAAAGUAUAUAUUUAGGCAUAGCGCAAAUUUUGUAUUAUGAGCCUUCAUCUAUAUACAAUGAUAUUUAUCGCAA
This is a messenger RNA of Mercurialis annua (annual mercury), 2616 nucleotides long. RefSeq lists its product as uncharacterized. The transcript has 12 exons. Gene Ontology annotation, biological process: tRNA methylation; tRNA wobble uridine modification. Lineage: Eukaryota; Viridiplantae; Streptophyta; Magnoliopsida; Malpighiales; Euphorbiaceae. Gene Ontology annotation, molecular function: flavin adenine dinucleotide binding. Bases 35 to 2236 code for a protein of 733 amino acids. The record is from RefSeq and is a predicted model, not a curated record.